Molecule: messenger RNA, 1022 nt
Organism: Seminavis robusta
Lineage: Eukaryota; Bacillariophyta; Bacillariophyceae; Naviculales; Naviculaceae
Source: the annotation of a GenBank genome assembly
UGACGUUUCGAAAGAUAUAUCACAAAAGCUUUUCAGCCUUGAGGCAACCUUGCAAACUACUAGCUAGUACCGUAUCGGAAGCCAAAGGGUCACCUUCAGCAUGGACAAAGAAUCUUUGUUGGGUGUUGUUGUUGUCGUCUAAAGCUUCCCCAGAUAUUACCGGUGGUAUCUAGCAAGCUACUAGCGCAGUAGGAGAAGACAGCACCAUGGGUUUCUUUGAUACGUUGACAGAGACCAUUACAGGUCGCAAUGCCAACGGGCGCACCCCAGAGGAAGAAGCUCAUUUCCACCGUGCCAAAUGGCUCGAGUACGACUUUUACAACUUUGCCCAAGUCUGGAUCAUUCCAGGAGAGCACGUCCACUCGAGUGAAAUCGUAGAACGAUUCCAAGUGGGCGUCCACAAGAAAUACGGUGGUGAAGAGUACGCGUCGGACAUUGAGACACUCCAGUUGCUGGCACGAUGGAAUGAACGCUACGGCAAUGGCAAAUGGUCCCCCAAGGGAACUUACAUUGGAUUCCAGCUCAACCCUGCCGCUGUCAAGGCCGCCGAAGACUACGGCAAGGAACUCGAAGAAGCCAAGGCAGCCGCCCGUGAUGCCAAGCGCAACAAGAGUUCCAAGAAAAAGAAGAAGAAAUCCGAAAUGGAACCCAAACCACUCACGGCAACCUUUCGCAAUACCGGUACCAAUAUUCAGUUGCAGCAGGCCCAGCUCUACUACGAAACCACCUUGUGGGGGAACAUUGGACAUGGUGAUCCACCCAUUUCAGUUGGAUCCUUUACUGGACACAGGUGGUUCGUCAAGGUGGGCGAUACAGUCAUGAAGGAAAUGGAGAUUGGAACCGAUGAUGUCCAAGAAUUCACGUUUUAGACUGAAUGACUAGAUGGAUACGCGAAGAUGGAGUUCCAUUUAUUAGUUUAGCAGUGUGCUGGUAGGAGGUUUGUGUUGAAGCAACGAGAUUCUGCACUAUUCUAUCUACUACUAGCUAGCCUAAUGAUUUAUAUAAGUUAUCAUGCCAUGUUG